AAAAGAUCUGACGGUGAAUGUGGUCCACAGCAUCCCCAGGUUGUUGGCCUACCUGCCGUCUGAGCUCAAUGUUAGAUCUCAGCUGAACCAGACUGAGUCCAGCAUGGUGGGUUUAGUGGAGGUAUCGUCGGGCAGGAGGAGACUCUGGGCUCUGGGAGAGCUGGCAGCCAUAGAGAGUGGACACAGACAGGACAUAAAGGUGAAGCAUUCGUACCCACAGCUGAAGCCUCUGCCCAGGACGGUUACAGUGAGGACGCUCUAUGAGGCCAGAAGAUGGGGCUACAACCUUCAGCAGUCAGCUGUGUGGGGCAAACACAAGUUCAGCUUGUCUGCUCUCUACUCCACUCCUCCAGCACUGGAGACUGGGAAUCAGACACUGAAGAAUCAGAGCUCUCAGCUCAUGGAAGCACUCUGAGGAGAGAAAUGAGACCAAGCUGGUCCUGGAACAUCCUUUCUCCUCCACAAUGAGGCAGCUGUCCCUGCACACUGAGGCCCACAGCUCACAGAUGGAGCAAAGCACCAGACACCAGACCCGUGUGUCGUGGGAUGGUGCAGUCCCUGUCAACAUCUCCCUCAGCCUGGAUGAACUGUUGCAGUCUGACUCCAAGGGGGGUAAGGCGUGUGUGCUGCUGUCAGCACAACAGAUGGUCGUAUCUUCUGUUAAGGGCUGUGUGUCAGUGAGUCCGGGGGGAAACUUGUACUCACAGAUGGCAGAAAUCACAUGGGACGGCAAAGGUUUCAGACAAAACAGCUCGUACCAGAUAUUUUCUCGUGGGCUGCAUAACCUUCAGGUUUAUGUUGCUCUGGAUGGAGCGUCCCCUUCAGCUUGUCAUUCAAAUGAACUCUUGGUCAASGUUCAAACCAACCUCAGGAACCAUUUGGAACAUAGGGUUGAGCUGGGAGUUUGUCCCCACCAGCCUAGACUGUCAUGGUCUGGAUCUCACAGAGUAAACUCAGGAGAGAAGRUGUUCUACACUCAGUCUCAGCUGACAGUGACGGGUCAACCUCAUCAGUGCAGCUUCACACURGCCCUCACUAACUCCUCCACAGCUCAGAGGACCAACAUGGCUCUGCUCUCUGAGUGGAGAGUAGAUAAUUUGAGCCUGGAGCUGGGGGGCCAUGCCCUGUUUUGGCCUCAUGUGUCAGGUCUUCAAGUUCAGGCCACACUGGACCGCAAAGAGAAGAUUUGGCUGAAUGGGACGCUGGAGGGACUGUGUCUUGAGACGACGGCAGGAUACAUGAACGGUCCAGACCUCUGUGAGGAUCUCACGUUAGRGGUGUGUGCAGCAGCCAAUCACAGUUUGAGGAUGGAUGUGCAGCGAAGACAGGCCUGCAGCGAGUCUGAAAUUCUUGGAAGUUUGUCUCUUGGAAAAGCUUAUCAGAGGCUAAUGCUGAGAGCCAGUGGCUGUUUGGAUAGUUUAACUGCUGUAGAGGAACGAAUCCAUUAUUUCAGCUCUCAGAUUCAGGAUAAAAUAAUGAAGAGGAUGAAAACAUUCCAGCAACUUAUAAUAGACAUCAGAGGACAGUCCAGAGAUGGUGCCCUGCUGCAGGAUCUGAGUGUGGUGCUUCUUCACGCUUCACAGCAUGCUGAAGCUCUGCUGAAGCAGACUGAUGGAGGUUUGUUGUCCCUGUGGCUCAGAAGCCCCCUCCGUCACUCCCUGACCAUCGGCCUGCCCCACCUUCUGACUGUGCUGCAACAAACAUCUCUGCUGGGACAACAAGAGUUGAGGAGACCCCUGGCCACUCUGGCAGGUGUGUACCAGGAUGUGACGGGUCAAAAGUUGGAGUCACUGUGGAGGAAGGCUGUUUUGGUUUGGACUGAUGGGCUGGUGGAUAUUCUACACAUUCAGCUGGAUAAUCCCCACCUGAGGUUGUUUUCACAGACUGGAGUCUCAGCCCUCACAGCUGCUCUGGAUGUGACAGUCCAACAUGCCUCUCACUGGGCUGAAAGCAAGCUGGCCUUGGUUCUGUCCYGAGUCCGGAAGCGGCUGGCCUCGGUGUACAGAUUCUCCCCCAGACAUUGUGAAGUGACCGUGUCGGUGCCGCUGCCGCCUCUCGCUGUGUCGAGGGUGCCUGAGGUCGGGCUGUUGGAGGUCCUUCUGGAGGAGUGGCUCCUGAGGCCCCUGCAGGCCCUCGCCUCUGUCAGACCAAAAGCUGAACUUUAUCGCUUCAAGAGGAAGAUCAUGGACGGUCCUUUCAGAAAUGAAGCUCUGCUGGUGGCUGAUCAGUUUGUGGUGACGUUUGACGGUCGCUUGUUCGAGCUCAAAGAUUCAUGUCCACUGCUUCUGGCCCAGGACGUCCGCAGUGACCCCUCAUUCAUGCUGCUGCUCCAUGCAGAACCCCACAGCCUCCUCCUGAUACAUAUGAAGAACAUUACGAUCAACAUUCAGUCCACUGGGCAGGUGAAGGCUGACUGCAGCAGUGCAGUCACACAUUACAGCGAGAGUGGACUGACUGUGAAGACAGAGUCAAAUGUUGUUCAGGUGUCCAGUCAGGAUGGACAAUCUGUGUGGUGUGAUUUGCAGCUCGAGGUGUGCAGCUUCACUCUGGAUGGAUGGUUACACGGUGCAUCUUCUGGUCUUCUUGGUACAAACGACAACGAUGCAGGGAAUGAAUUUCUUUUGCCUGACGGCUCUCAAGCUCAAACAUUGGAGGAAUUUGUCCACAGCUGGCAGCUACAACCAAAGUGCAGCAAACGUCCAGCUGAAGCUGCUUCUAAAGCAGCCAUGAGUGCAGUGAGCUGUGACUUCCUGUUCUCUGCUCCUGAUUCACCACUCAGUUCCUGUUUUAGGGUGGUGGAUCCUGCUCAGUUCUGGUCCGUGUGUGAGMUGAGCUCCAGCAGAGCCCCCUGCAGAUUAGCUCAGGCUUUUGUCCACCUCUGCCAGCAGAACUACGUACCUCUGGAGGUUCCGGUCCAGUGUA
This is a messenger RNA of Austrofundulus limnaeus, 2922 nucleotides long. RefSeq lists its product as uncharacterized. The record is from RefSeq and is a predicted model, not a curated record. NCBI's taxonomy places the organism in Eukaryota, Metazoa, Chordata, Actinopteri, Cyprinodontiformes, Rivulidae.